CACAUCCGCAGAGCCACGCAGCGCACGUGGCACUCACCUCAGGGCGACAGCUCCCAGUUUUGCGAGAAUUAGGCGAGCGGAGGGCCACUUUUUUUCUCCGAGAGCCAGCCCCAGAGCAGUCGCGUGGGGCUGGAGCCCGGGAGGCGGAGCCUUUUUGCUCCCGGCGGCGAGUGCCCCCUCCUCUGCCUGCCUGCCUGCCUGCCUGCCGCCGGGCAUCCUGUGCAGCCGCUCGUCGUGCUCCUGUGCUGCUCCGCGGACCGUGGGAUAAACCGCAGUCGCUCUUUGGGAAGCCCGGGGAGAAGAACACCAGGAAGGAGAGAGAGCACCAGUGCCAUGGGCCAGCUCUGCUGCUUUCCUUUCUCAAGAGAUGAGGAAAAAAUCAGUGAGUUGGGAAGCCCAUCCUCCAUAGCCCUGCAGAGAUACAGAAAGGAGGUACCCAGCUGGCCAAGUGGUGAUAAGAAUGGAGGUGAGCCCGAGGAUGCUGAACUGGUAAGGCUCAGUAAGAGGCUGGUGGAGAAUGCGGUGCUCAAGGCUGUCCAGCAGUAUCUGGAAGAAACACAGAACAAAAACAAGCCAGGGGAUGGGAGCUCUGUGAAAACUGAAGAGGCUGAUAGGAAUGGCACUGACAGUGACAACAACAGGAAAUGAGACCCGAAGGCAGGCAGGCCCCCGCCGCUCCGUGAGAAGCAUCCCUGCUCCCCUCUGCCGAGUCAAUGGACUAAUUUGCGUUGUGCUAUUUAAGUGUCUCUUGUCCAAUCUGUGGAGAUUGCCUAAUACUUUCAUGAUCGAUGUGUUUGCAUUCCUGAAACACAACAGAAGAGAAAUGGAGUGCUGGGACUAUCAGAGGAAAUUAAUUUAUGAAGGAAGAAUGGCCCAGGUUUUACUUGCCCUCAGCCGAGGCUGUGGGAGAGAGGAUUUUGCGUGAUGCCUCGUGGAUUCAAAGGCCAUGGAAGGGGCCUUGCCAUAAAUGGAAUACUGCCAUUUAUAUUGCUUAGCAGGGCAUUUGACUACUUUAUCUGAGGCCAAAACACACACAGAGCUAACAAGUGCUAUGAUUAAAAUGAUCACUGUUGAAAUUAUUAUCCAUAUAGCUAGUCCAUAAUGUUUCAUGUUUGUCCUAUGUGUGCUGUCGCUUAUGCAGUGAUCUUUAUUUACAGUAAGUUUGUUUCAUGUAAAUGAUAUAUUUUUGGUGAAAUGCAACCUUUUCUAUAAAAUGUGGGCAGCAUUUUAAAGGUUUCUUUUUAACCCUCUUUUGAUAAGUCAGUGUGCCAUAUUUAAUGUUUUUCAUUGGCAUUUGUAUGUAAAAUGUAUUAUAUAAUUUUUUUUCCAUAGGCCAGAAACCUAUUGGAAUCCGGGACUUAAUUAAUGAAGCUUUGCGUCGAGAGAGGAUGGGUCUGCAGUCCAAAGUGAAACAGAUAAAGGAACUUUUAUUAAAGCCUGAGACUCAGGCCAAAAUUAGGAGGGAGCUUUUUGAAGGAAGAUUCAUUAACAACAGUAAUGAAGGAAAUGAUGUUGAUUUCAGCGCAAUUUUGACUUAAGCUCUACAUUGCUAUCGUGGUACCAGAGUUUAUGAAAUCUUUUCAGCUCAUUAAAUAGCUCUUUGGUAAAUACCACAGAAGUGUUCUGAUAGAGUCUGCACAACAGCAAACCAACAUUGGUAAGGAGUUAACAAUUUCUUACAAAAGAAAACUGAUUCUGCACUGUUAUUUUUAAGCUAAACUUGUGUUUUAGAAUGUUUAUCUCUAUAAUACUGAGAUUCAUUUUAUAGAAAGGACUUCUUAAUUAGCCAUUGUGAGAUGUUCGUUGGGUCCUCACAAAUAAAAUAUACAGACUGUGGAAAAUCAUUUACAGACAAAAAAAAAAAAAUACAGUAUUUUAAGGGUAACUUGUCUCCUGUUGACAUGAUUUUUGUUGUUAAAUCAAAAGAAGCAUUGUUCACAUGUAUCUAUGCCUAGUGUUACUUUUAAUGAGACUUUGAAUGUUUUUUGAUCACUAGUACUUGAAUGAACAUUUAUAAAUGUAAUUAUUGCAGUCACUGGUUAAGAAUGUUUUAUAAUGUCCAUAUGUGUUAUUUUUCAGUGAUCAAAAUGUAAUUUGCUUUUUCAUUUCUUAAGGAAUGUUUGGGAUUUUUUAUUUUCUACUUUUCUGAAGAUAAGCCCCCGGUCUUACUGUAUCCCUCAUAAUCUGAAUUUGUUUGCACUGGUUCAUUUUUAAAGAAAAUUCUUGAAAAGUUUCCCUCCCAUACGAUAAUCACUGGUAACAGCUUUUUCUAUAGUCAAUGUAAAAUUGCUGCUACUAAGAGAUCAUGAUGGAGGGGGAAAUUAUUAGAGAUCAAAUAUGUAAUCAUUUCAAAGAUAAAAAUCCAGUUUACUCAUGGAUUUUAGCUAUUUUUUCACUGGGUAAAUUAUACUACAUUUAUUUAUAAGUGAGUUUAUGCAUUUUCAUGCCUGUUAAUAAAUGUAUUGUUUUCCCUU
Balaenoptera musculus (blue whale) is the source of this 2474-nucleotide messenger RNA. It is a transcript of the gene AKAP7, whose product is annotated as A-kinase anchoring protein 7. Gene Ontology annotation, molecular function: protein kinase A regulatory subunit binding. Bases 334 to 648 code for a protein of 104 amino acids. Gene Ontology annotation, cellular component: cytosol. NCBI's taxonomy places the organism in Eukaryota, Metazoa, Chordata, Mammalia, Artiodactyla, Balaenopteridae. The transcript has 3 exons. The record is from RefSeq and is a predicted model, not a curated record.